AUGGGCUUUUGCAUGCUGGACAAACGUCAACAUGUGUUUUGCCAAAUUUGUGCUUUGUGGUCUCAAAGGGCUAGAUCCAGACUUCACUGUCCACAGAUAGAAAGGCUGCUUGCAUACACAGGCAGUUUUUUAUCAAAGUGUCCCACUGGUAACACAGAUUUUGCAGAUUUCUCCCCUCCACCUGCAGCCCCCAGUGCCAGCUUCCACACUAUUCUGAAGGAUCCCCUAACCCUUGGCAAUACUGUGGAAUGUAUUGCAGGGGGAUGGGAGGAAUUGGCAAAAGUCACCCCCUCCAUACACCCCUUGCCCCAAAUGCUGUCAGGAGAAUCCCCUGAGCAUAACUCUGUUCAGAGGUUGCUUCUGCCAUUGCUCUGA
Podarcis lilfordi (Lilford's wall lizard) is the source of this 375-nucleotide messenger RNA. The record is from the annotation of a GenBank genome assembly. NCBI's taxonomy places the organism in Eukaryota, Metazoa, Chordata, Lepidosauria, Squamata, Lacertidae.